This is a messenger RNA of Arctia plantaginis, 420 nucleotides long. Lineage: Eukaryota; Metazoa; Arthropoda; Insecta; Lepidoptera; Erebidae. The record is from the annotation of a GenBank genome assembly.
AUGUCAGCCUUUGAAAAAAAUAUGAAAUUAUUCAUUGCUUUGUCUGCCUUCGUGGUGUUGGCUGCUGCCACCCCAGUGGCCAGCGUGUCUUCAAGAGCAGAUCUGAAAGACAUAAUCGAGUCUAUUUAUCAUCCCAGUACCGACCCUGCAACUGCCAAAUUGCUGUUGGACAUGCUUUUGGAACAACUUGGAUACACGAAACCUGACAUCGGCCCCGCACUCAUCGAUUUUGACGUUCCUGAGACCGCCCCUGCCUCCCCAAUCUCCCCAGUUUCUCCAGCCUCCCCAGCCUCCCCAAUCUCCCCUCUAGUUCAGAUCGUUGUGAAUGUUCAGAAAGAUACUGUAGCUCCUGCUGACGUUUCUGGGCCUGGUUUUAUUCACAAACCCCACCCUGGUAGUUUGAUUAACCCCCGAGUAUAA